Messenger RNA from Guyanagaster necrorhizus, 2286 nucleotides. RefSeq lists its product as uncharacterized. Bases 151 to 2079 code for a protein of 642 amino acids. Lineage: Eukaryota; Fungi; Basidiomycota; Agaricomycetes; Agaricales; Physalacriaceae. The transcript is spliced from 3 exons. The record is from RefSeq and is a predicted model, not a curated record.
GGCGCCUGCCCUCUGCCUCUACCACCACCGCUGCCUCUGCUGCCUCAAUACCAUACUCAUCAUUUAUUCUUUGCUCUUAUCGACGUAGAAUACUACUUUGAAGCGCAUCAGUGCUGCUUGAACCGCUGUCUUAGACAGCGUCCAGCGCCAAUGAACUCGACCCCUUCAACGUCUGUAGCACCGUCGGGCAGGCAGACCCGUCAGAAACGCGUCAAUCCCUCGCGUUCUGGAAAGGGUGGCCCUGGUAUAGGGAACUGCGAAGCCGACACUCUUAUAUUGGACACCCAGAAACGACAGCUCGAGAAUGAACCGUUGAUUCCUGCCAAUACUCUAUUUUUCAUGACGACUAAUCUGGAGCUGCUUCCUGAGAGCUCUUCCUCAUCUGACGGGCAGGUUAUGUUCAACACCCAUGCCAAUGAACGCUAUUUUGACCGUCCAGAGGUCAUGCAAAGCUACAGAUUGCAGCAAUCCAUCGAAACUCCUGAUUUUACCGAAUUGUCCCAGACCCAUGUCGGGGGACGGUUUAGGCCUAGGGGCUCCGACGACACCACACAUGACACUUCAGAUGCUUAUUACGAAAAGCGGCAUCGCAAGUACGAGACCAUGGAAAAACGCCAACGUCUUCGAGAGAAGGAGCAGCUCAAGUACGAGCAGUACAAACUCAAAGAGAGGAUUGAGCAACUUCGUGGGAUGGAUGCUAUGGGUUUUCUCACUCUUCCAGCUGAGACAUUCACUCCAAAGCCGCUGGAGGAAGAAAACGCUGAACUUCCCUCCAUUUCCGCCAGUGGAUUUCAUAUAAACAACCCUUCACUCUAUAAAGAGGGUGAGAGGCGUCGGAAGGAGAUGCUUGAUACCGCCACAACAUUAGAGGAGAGGUAUCGCGUAUUGUUACCCCCAGACAAGAAGAAUCAUCCCAAGAAGCAUAACAAAGAGAGCCAGAAAAAAGUACCUCGCCAAGGCAUCGAGAUAAGAGUGUCGGAAGAGGUUCAGUCCGAGUGGGAGGAGAACGAGGUAGAAGAAGGGGAGAAUCAGCGCGAGGCUGAAGAGGCCGAUAUGCCUUUGCAGGAAGAAGUCCUGCAUAAUGAGAAACCUGUGCCUCUCACAAUCAAAGUACCUCCCAGGGUUUCUUCCACCGUGCCAACACCGGCGCCAACACCCCCGGCCAUAUCUGUGCCAUUUACGAAGACGGCAAUGGAAGCGAAGUCUGUGUUUCCAACAAACCCGCCGCCGCCAACUAAUGCUGUCGUGCCGGUCAAGGCCGCUCCGCCACUGCCCAAGAAACGAAGAAAAGCGGAUCCUACUCCAUCAAUUCUCAUAGAAAGCCCUCCUCCUUUCCGUCCGACAUGGUCUGGAACUCGCCUUUCACCCUUCCUCUCAUGUCCGCCCUCUCCAGCAGUCAUUCUAUCUUCAGGACCUACCGCCGGGUCGAGUUCCCUUAGCCCUGUUUCCGUUAUUGGGCCUGAUGAGACCCCCGGUUCCCCAGUCAGCCCCCUCUUUGAUGAGUUGACAAGCGCCACACCCACUCUGUCUAAUCCCGAAAUUGCGACUCUUGACAUAAGUAUCAAGUCUGUGUCGUCCUCUACCUCAGAGAUAGAUUAUCUCGUUGAAAAACCCGCGGAAGAACCAGAUUUUCAUGUUACCACAGACACAGGAAGGUCUCCUCGUAAGCGGGGCCGAUACUCCUACACCUACUCUGCCACGCAACUGGUCAAGGAGUCAGUCUCUGCGCCGCUUCCACGCUCUGCGGCGCGCGUAACCGAAGUGACUGCUUCUGCAUCCCCUGCUGCUUCUCCCAUAUCCGCGCCGAAAGCCAAAGCGCCUGGUGUCUUGCUGUCUGCCGCUCUUAAGAGAAACCAAAACAACCCGCGCGGCUCCAUCAUCAGACAUUACGUGGCCUGGGGGGUCAAGCUUGGGCCUGAGCGUAAAGGUGAGGAGAAAGAGUAUGAGAUACCAAGGGAGAUACGCGAGGAGUCUCUGGUUGCGGCAGUCAUGGCAAAGAUUGAGGCGCAAUGCCCCGAUGUCGAUGAAGGUCCACCUGAAACUGUUGAGGGUUCCAACCGGCGCAGAACUCGUGUGUAGCGCAGAGCUUGAGUUAUUUGAUUCCAGAGAAACCAGGGGACUUCUUGCUUCCAUCGCUUGCUCCGCGACCGUCUUUUUCGUAUCGACGACACCGGCCUUACUUAUUAUCGAUAACUUGUAACUAAAUUUAUUUAAGUCGAGUAAUUUAUUCGUCAUAUUUCUACUGUCGAGGACCGUUUACUGGUCUAUUAUAGCGACUUCACGACU